CAGCGGCCGGGGCCCGGCCCCAGCGCCCCACCGCGCCGAGGGCAGCGGGGCCGCCGCCUCUGCCGCCGCCGCUGCCGCUGCUGAGAUCACAUCAGACAUGACUAUGUGAAUAACCAGGGAUAACCCAAAGGCAGGAGAGGAUGUCAGAAUAACACACAAAACGUUUUGGAGGGCGUGGCCAGCAAACCAUGCAGUCAUCAGGGCACCGCUUCCGCGAUGUCGAGCACCACCCGCUCCUGGCCGACAAUGACAGCUACGACUCCUCCUCCUCCUCCUCGGAGGCCGACAUGGCCGAGAGGGUCUGGUUCAUCCGGGACGGCUGUGGCAUGGUCUGUGCCAUCAUGACCUGGCUCCUGGUGGUCUAUGCAGACUUUGUAGUGACUUUUGUCAUGUUGCUGCCUUCCAAAGACUUUUGGUACUCGGUGAUCAACGGGGUUCUCUUUAACUGCUUGGCGGUGCUGGCUCUGUCGUCUCAUCUGAGGACUAUGCUGACUGAUCCAGGGGCUGUGCCCAAAGGAAAUGCCACUAAAGAAUACAUGGAUAAUUUGCAACUGAAACCAGGAGAAGUGAUCUACAAAUGUCCCAAGUGCUGUAGUAUCAAACCUGAGCGUGCACACCACUGCAGUAUUUGCAAGCGAUGCAUCCGAAAGAUGGAUCACCACUGCCCGUGGGUGAAUAAUUGUGUGGGGGAGAAAAAUCAGAGAUUUUUUGUUCUGUUUACGAUGUACAUAGCCCUAAUUUCAGCUCAUGCUCUUGUACUCUGUGGAUUUCAGUUCUUCUCCUGUGUCCGAGGGCAGUGGACUGAGUGCAGUGACUUCUCCCCACCUGUAACUGUGAUCCUGAUGAUCUUCUUGUGCCUUGAGGGUUUUCUGUUUCUCACUUUCACUGCAGUCAUGUUUGGCACCCAAAUCCACUCAAUAUGCAAUGAUGAAACGGAGAUUGAAAGACUGAAGAGUGAAAAGCCAACGUGGGAGCGCAGGCUCCGCUGGGAAGGGAUGAAAUCUGUUUUUGGGGGCCAGCCCUCCCUCCUGUGGAUCAACCCUUUCGCGGGAUUUCGGAUCAGGCGACUUCUGCUGCGAGGAAAGAAAGGAGGACCUGAGUUUUCUGUCUGAGUCGAAAUAGGCUGGAACUUGCAAGAAUCCUAUAUAGUAUUUAUUUUGGGGCCAGAGAAGGCUGUCUACACAUAAUCUGUGACCAGGUGAAACUGAUAGCAGACAUUUGCUUGUAGCAAGCAGAGUUUUCUACGUUUAUUGUCACAGACAUCUCAUUAAUUCCGAGACAGGAACUGGAUCUGCCAUGAUCUUCACAGCAGGAUAGCAGAGGAGAAGCACGUGGUCACACUAAAAAAGCCAAAUGUUGUCAUGCUACUGUAAUUUAUUUUCUGACAUUACUUCCCCGUUGGUUUUUUUUUUUUUUUUUUUUGUUAAACCCUUUUUAUUUGAUAAAUGUCUGGGGAAUUAAUUACCUGUGUGUUUUUAUAACGAGUCUACGUCCUUGGAUGCAGCUGUCAAUCGUUAGGAGGAGCAUUCUGGUGGAAGUUGAUCUCCAGUGAGACGCAGCCUUCUCAGUCCAGAUUUCAGGGAAUUGUGCUUUGUUCAGUUCUUUCUCUUUCAGCUCGUCCUGAUCAGCAGAGCUGUCCCUCUGUGUCCCACUCAUUCCUCCUGUGCAGGGGGUGCCAAGGACACUGUCACACCCUGCCCAGGCUCCCCAGAGCAUGGCCUGUGUUUGGCAGUGUCCAUCCCAGCUGGCUUUUAGGGAAAGGCUAAAUUUUCACUUGUAGCCUGGCUGGGGGGCCAAAUCCUGCCCAGGGAUGAGUGGGAGCAGCGUCCUCCCGUGUGAGGUGACGGGUUUGGGGUAAUUCACUGCAAACUCUUUGUCCUUGUAGGGUCUUGUUCUGUCCCUUUUUAAUUGUAAAGACUUUUCAUAGAGGGAGAUCUGUCAAUAAUCCCAUGAACAAAGACAGCAGAGAAGGAGGCAACUUCUCUCUUUUCUCAAGUACAGCACAUCUUAAAUGCAGAAACAUCUGCAAUAGAACGAGUUAUUUUGAAUUUAACCAUUUCCAACCAAAACUACUUUGAGGAAAUGAGAGCAAUAUAGAUCUAGAACUGCUUCAUGUGGGCCUGACAAACAACAGUAGCGCUAAAAAAUGUUCAUAAAUCUGCAAGUAAUGAAAUACAAGCUGCAGGUAGUAAAAACCCAGCUAAAAGUUGAUUCUUUAAAAAAAUUACAUUUAGUCUAUUUUUUGUAUUCUUGUUAACCUAAAGAUCACUGACCAUAUAAAGGAUCAAGCAGGAGCCUUGAUGCAUAGCUUGAAAUCGUGCCUAGAAAGCAAACAGCUCCCUGUUUUGGGACUUGCCUUAAAAUUGUCCUGUUCUUGCUUUUGCUCGGGCAGUGGCACUGGUGACCUGUCCCACGUGAAGCAGCUCAGAGCCCUGCACCGCAGCCUUUGUGCACUGCAGGAGCUGUUUCCUUUCUCAGUGCCCUGCUUCUCCCUCUCUUCCUGGCAGCCUGAUCCCAGCUCCAUCAGUUUCUGUUCCGUGGCGUGGCUGGAGGUACCGAGGGAUCCAUUUCUUGUCUGUGGCCCUGUGAACAAAACCAUGCAAUACUUUGGGGUAUUUUCACUUUGCUCGGCAGAGAGGGCGGCGGUGGUGUGGAAUGCUGGAGACUUCCCAGGUGAAAUCCACUGGAAUUGCAGUCCAAUGAACAAAACUGAGGGGGAGGCUGGAAGUUCCACAGAAUUCUGUGCAGAUUCAGUUGCACGUCUUAAAGACUGGGGUGGGGGAGAAAAUAUGUCUGGCUUUGUCCUGAGGCUCUUACUGUGUAUAUUGUUCAAUGAGAAAAAUCAGAAAAUAGCACUCCAGGUGGUUGAACCCUGUGACUUGGCAAAUGUGUGCGUGUGAAAUCCGGUUUACUUGGCUUUUCAAAUCCUUACGUUGUGAUUUUUUUUUUUUUUUUUUUAAAUGUAAAAAAGAAUAAACUAACAAAUUGAAGUCUUAGUUGAUUAACUUCUCUACAUGUCAGGGUUUUUUUUUCACAUAUAUUUAGAUUGAAGCAGCUUCAGGGAAAUAGUCUUGAAUCCUUUGGUUUGUAAUUAACUCGUAUUUAUAUUAAUUAACAUUGCUGCAAAGCUCCUCUGUAUUAGGAAUUUUAACUCUUUUAGCCCUUCUUGAACAUUCCCUUCAUCCUCUGGUGCAGUUUCCUAUUUUAUUGUAGAACCAUGGAAUGAUUUACAUGGGAAGACACCUCCCAGCUCAUCUUGUUCCCACCCUGUUUGUGUGCGGUGAGUGGGGAAACACUUCCAGUCUGAAAACUUACCUCAGUAUUCCAGCCUUUGCAACUCCGAGGAAUUUGGGAUAAAUGCGGGUUUGUGUCUCCGCUUUUUCUGUGCAAAUGUUGGAUUUUUCCCCGUUUCUGCAGCUUCAGGAGCAAAGGCAGUUCUGAGCCUGGAGAGCAGCAGGUUGGGAGUGCCCACCCAAACAAGGGGGAGGAGGAACAAAUGGCAGGAAAGGAUGGGGAGACUCAAAACCGUUCAUUUCCCCUUUGCAAGAAUUCUAAAAAACACUCUGAGAUAUUUUCUGUGUCUAUACCAUGGAGGAAAGAGCUCCAAAUCCAUGAGCACAGGCGUUGUGCCAGUGCUGCUGGUAUUUUGGAGCAGGUUAAUGAUUUGAUUGUGUUUGUGUGCCACAGCAGCCAGGCUGGGCUGUGUUUAUUUGUAUUUUAGGGAAGAGUUUGUUUAUUCUCCGAAGGGAACAGACGUCCCUGCAGAUGGAGCCUGCCAAUUUAUCUCCUUUUUAUAUUGUUUAAUUUCUAGUGGUAAUGUCAGCACUGUUCCAGGAAUCCUUUCUGAAGUCUUAGACUUAGCAAGAAUUCAUUUAUGGAUUUCUUUAUGCCUGUCCUGUGCAGAAAUGUUAAAUUUCUACGUUUGUUCUGUUUCCCUCUGUUGGCUCCAGGUCCAAUGCUGUUGGAGAAAGUGGCUUAAGGGGUUUUGAAAUACAGAAAUUGGGCUGUAAAAUGAUCCUGGGAUCUGUUAAUAAUACUAAAAUUAAGUGCA
Hirundo rustica (Barn swallow) is the source of this 4051-nucleotide messenger RNA. It is a transcript of the gene ZDHHC7, whose product is annotated as zinc finger DHHC-type palmitoyltransferase 7. Bases 189 to 1112 code for a protein of 307 amino acids. Gene Ontology annotation, cellular component: endoplasmic reticulum; Golgi apparatus. Lineage: Eukaryota; Metazoa; Chordata; Aves; Passeriformes; Hirundinidae. Gene Ontology annotation, molecular function: protein-cysteine S-palmitoyltransferase activity. The transcript has 8 exons. Gene Ontology annotation, biological process: protein targeting to membrane; peptidyl-L-cysteine S-palmitoylation. The record is from RefSeq and is a predicted model, not a curated record.